Messenger RNA from Cokeromyces recurvatus, 717 nucleotides. Its product is annotated as NUDIX hydrolase domain-like protein. NCBI's taxonomy places the organism in Eukaryota, Fungi, Mucoromycota, Mucoromycetes, Mucorales, Mucoraceae. Gene Ontology annotation, cellular component: cytosol. The record is from RefSeq and is a predicted model, not a curated record. The transcript has a single exon. Gene Ontology annotation, biological process: dGTP catabolic process. The coding region runs from base 190 to 666 and encodes 158 amino acids. Gene Ontology annotation, molecular function: 8-oxo-7,8-dihydrodeoxyguanosine triphosphate pyrophosphatase activity.
CAUAGGUCGCUUUAUAAAUUUUAAUUCAUAAAAAUAAUAAUAAAAAAAAAAAAAGUUUAAUUAUAUUAAAAUUUUUUCAAGCGGCGAAAUAUAAGCUUGCAUUUGUAGAAGUAAAGUUUUUUUUUUUUAUAGACACACAAUAAAAGGAGUAGUGUAUAUUAAUAUAUUUAUAUACAUAUUUUGCAUACUAUGACAACACCGAUAACAACAAUAGCACAAAAAGAAGUUCGUGUAGGUGUUGGAUGUUUAGUUACAUACAAAGACCCUAAAGAUAAACAAACACGUAUUUUAGUUGGUCAACGUGCAGGGUCACAUGGAGCAGGCACCUGGCAAUUGCCAGGAGGUCAUUUAGAAAUGUUUGAAGAAUUUGAACAAUGUGCACGACGUGAAGUACUAGAAGAAACUAACUUGAAUUUAUCUUUAAAAGAUAUUAAAAUGAUAACAGCUACUAAUGAUAUUAUGCCUGAGAAUAAAAAGCAUUAUGUAACCAUCUUUAUGUGGUGUCAAAUUGAACCGAACGACAUUACUCAAGUUAAAGUGAUGGAGCCACAUAAAUUGCAAGGUGAAUGGGAAUUUAUUACUUUGAACGAGUUGAAACAAAGAAAACCAUUAUUUUCCCCUUUGCAAAAACUUAUUGAUCAACAUGAUUUAAGCUUUUUAGAUUGAAUAUAUCGCUAAUCUUUCAAAAUACUAUGCGCAAUAAUAAUAAUAAAAAAA